Molecule: messenger RNA, 1484 nt
Organism: Diorhabda sublineata
Lineage: Eukaryota; Metazoa; Arthropoda; Insecta; Coleoptera; Chrysomelidae
Product: beta-1,3-galactosyltransferase 6
Exons: 2
Coding region: 374-1483 (369 amino acids)
Biological process (GO): glycosaminoglycan biosynthetic process
Cellular component (GO): membrane
Molecular function (GO): UDP-galactosyltransferase activity
Source: RefSeq, a predicted model, not a curated record
GUGUUUUUCAUUUUCAACUAUCACCAUUCGAGUAUAUAAUCUUUGACUAUCACAAGCAUGAAUAUCUGGGGUUAAGUAACAUUUUAAAUGAUAAAUCUUCUUUUUAGGUGAAUUCAUUACCAUAUAGCAUGAAAACCUGCAGCUACAAGUUUGUAUUUUUUAAAUAUAGUAAUGAGUUCGAAGUGCUGUGUGAUAUACUUCCAUAUACUGUAUUUAUUAUUUUCCUCCAGCCAUGUAGUCUUGUUGACUAAUGACCCUAUAACACAUCGUAUAUAAUUCAUCUAUUGAUGUACAUUAAACCAGAAGAAGAAUGUAUUCGAAUCGAAGUAUAUCCAAAAAUAAAUAAAAUUGUGUAUAAUACUAAGGGAAUGUAAUGUACGGAUUUUUAAAAAAACGACACCAAAUUGUAGCUUUUGUAGUAUUAGCUUUCAUUUUGGGCUGUAUGUUUACGAUAGCAAUCAUGCCAAUAGAUCGUUCGUGCAAAAUAGAACAGACGGAUAAGGAAUUUAACAUAAUGAAAAAUUCAAAAUUCAAAAGCCCUGAAGUUAUAAUACUUAUAUUGUCAGCUCCAAAUAAUUAUAAUAAAAGAAAGACUGUAAGAGAAACUUGGCUCAAACUUGAAGAUAAUUCAGAAAAUAUCAAUAAACGAUUCAACUAUAAACAUUAUUUUGUUAUAGGAACACUUUUUUUGCCCACUAGAGAAAGUAAGAAAAUUGAAGAAGAGCAACUCUUACACAAAGAUAUUUUAUUGUUACCAAUUCAGGAUUCAUAUAAAAAUCUAAUUGAAAAGAUUAAAUAUAGCUUCCAUUGGUUAGACACACAAUUUAAUUAUGGAUUAAAUUUUAAAUAUGUUUUGAAAUGUGAUGAUGACAGUUUCGUAAAUUUGAACAAAUUAAUGUUAGAACUUACACAUAUAGAAAACAAUUAUCUAAAAAUUUCAUCAACCAUGAACGAUUUAAAAACUAACAUUAUUUCCACAAAUUAUCAAAUGGGUAAUAAGAAACCCAUUGACCUAUAUUGGGGAUAUUUUAAUGGAAAUGCUAGAAUAAAAACCAAAGGAAAAUGGAAAGAAACAAAUUGGAUAGCAUGUGAUAGAUAUGUGCCAUAUGCAUUAGGUGGAGGAUAUAUGCUUUCCAAAGGGCUUAUUUCAUAUAUUUCAAAAAACAUGGAAGAUUUAAAGUCAUUUAACUCUGAAGAUAUAAGUGUUGGAUUCUGGUUAUCGCCAGUUGCUAAUAUUCUCAGAAUACAUGAUAUUAGAUUUGAUACAGAGUGGACUUCACGAGGAUGCAAGAAUCACCACCUUAUUACUCACAAUAUUUCUCCUAAUGAAAUGAAAAUAUUAUACAAUAACUUGUUACAAACCAAUCAGAUGUGUAUUCAUGAAAGUACAAAAAGACAUGAUUACAUUUACGAUUGGAAUGUACCACCUAGCCUAUGUUGUAAAACCAGUCAAGAAAAAGUAAUAAAACUUGAGAAAAUUUGAA